Messenger RNA from Polypterus senegalus (gray bichir), 4468 nucleotides. RefSeq lists its product as uncharacterized. The transcript is spliced from 25 exons. Lineage: Eukaryota; Metazoa; Chordata; Cladistia; Polypteriformes; Polypteridae. The record is from RefSeq and is a predicted model, not a curated record. Gene Ontology annotation, biological process: proteolysis. Gene Ontology annotation, molecular function: serine-type endopeptidase activity. Bases 1 to 4287 code for a protein of 1428 amino acids.
AUGCACGAACACUCCGAGUCAAGGUUCAGCUUUCAAAGGUCGGGCAGGUGCUAUAAACUUGGCCGUCUGAAGCUGCAGAUGAGUCUUUCCAACAUGAAGCACCUGAGUGAGGAUCUCGUCCACAGCAAGUGCCAGCAGAGGGGCUUCAGCACCCUGGAGAAGACCCUGGCUGUGCUCUUUGUUCUGAUGACUGUGGCGUCUGUCGGGUUAGUCGUGCUGUACUUUGUGGACAGAGGAGCCCACCAUGAAGAUGAUGGGGCUGGUGGAUUGACAGACUCAGGAUGUGGGAGCCCAAUGCACCAAAAUGGACCUUCUGGCGUGAUCAGCAGCAUGAAGUAUCCCACCGAGUAUGAGAAUGACGCCCGCUGCUCCUGGGUGAUCACCGUGGACGCAGAUCAGGUGGUCCUGCUUUGGUUUGAAGACAUUUCACUUGAAGACACGAGUCCAUGUGCAGAAGACUCCAUCACUGUCAGAGACAGCCUGGGGCUCUUAGGAAGGUUUUGUGGACAUCUGAAGCCCAAGCCUGUGGUGUCCCUGGGGAACACCCUGCUCAUUUCCUUCCGAAGCGAUGAGAAGCAGACAGCGAGGGGCUUUAAGGCGUCUUACAAGGCGGUGGAGCCUGACAUGAUAGCAGAAAUAGCGGGUGCCGGUGGCGUCAUCCAGGGGGAUCAAGGACAGCUGCUGACUCCGGGCUUUCCUGCCAAGAAUUAUGAAGACAACGCCCUGUACCAGUGGAAGAUCAGCGUGGCCGCCAAUGGGAGAGUGAAGCUCAUCUUCGAUUCCUUCGACUUGGCACCGGCCAGCUGCUUGGACUAUGUGGACAUAUUUGAUGGGCAUCUCAAGGGCUCUCAGCUGCUUGGUCGCUUCUGUGGAUCCACCAAACCUCCCAUCCUGCUCUCCACUGGCAACACCAUGGUGGUCCGCUUCGUCUCAGAUGCCUCGGACACAGCCAAGGGCUUCAGCGCCACCUUCAGCCUCUACCUGCCGCCGCCACCAGCCAGCACACCGGCCCCCAUGACAAGUGUUCCACCGCAAGUGGGUAAGAUAAAUCCCUGCUACUCAGGUUGUGACAGCAGCCUCCUGCAGUUCGGCCACCGAGGGGUCAUCCAUUCCAAGAACUACCCCGGACCGUACCCCACUGACCUGCGCUGCUCCUGGAACAUCACCGUCCAGCAAGGCCUCCUGGUGAGGCUCACCGUGACGGAUCUGGCUGUCGCCAGCGAUGCUGGUCAGUGCAAGGGAGACUGGCUGGAAGUGCUGGACGACUUGGACCAGUUAGGCUCCCACUGUGGGCACGCUCUGCCUCCGGUCCUUCUCAGCUACAGCAACAGGAUCUCCCUCAAGUUCCAGUCGGACCAGCGGCUGUCGGACCGCGGAUUCUCCGCCAUUUGGGAGGCCAUUCAUCCCGAGGAUAUUGAAGAGAUUCAAGGCUGUGGAGGCUACUUUGACACCGAGGUGGGCGUCAUCAAGUCCGCCAACUGGCCCCUGAAGUACCCAGGGAACAGAAUGUGCACGUGGAUACUCAACGUCCCUACUGGGAAGAGGAUUACUCUGAAUUUUACAUACUUUGAUCUGGAAGAACAAGACCUAUUUACAAAGAAAUGCUUUGAUAACCUCGUCGUUUUUGAUGUGUCAUCUUAUGGCACAAGAAAAUAUGGGCCAUAUUGUGGGAAUCAGUGGCCACCUGCCAUUUUAUCAGUGGAAAACAAGCUGGUGGUCCGUUUUCACAGUGAUCUCUUCACGGAAGAAACCGGCUUCAGAGCCUUUUGGACCACAGACCCGUUGUCACCAGCACCUACAGAAGAAGCCCCUCAGCCAAACCCCUGGGAUGACAUCCUCAUAGAAUGGCCAUCUGAGUGUGGAAAGCCCACCAUCGCUCCACAAGUCAACACCCGAAUUGUGAACGGCGAGCCCGCCCGUGCCCACUCCUGGCCUUGGCAGGUGUCCAUGCAGGUAAGCCGAGACACCGCCAGUCAAAAUGAGAUGAUUUUCUUCCAUAACUGUGGUGGGACUCUCAUUCAUAAGAGUUGGGUCCUGACAGCGGCUCAUUGCUUUAUUCGGUACGCCGAUGAGCUCCACCGCUGGAGAAUGUGCCUCGGCAAACACAACCUGACGGUCGAGGAGCCUGGCGAGCGCUGCUAUGGUGUGCUGGGUAUCUACCGCCAUGAAGCCUUCCAGUACCCGGAGGUGCCAACUGUGGAGUAUGACAUCGCCCUCGUUAGGCUGGACGGAGAGGUGACGGCCAGCGCCCACAUUGGCUUUGCCUGCCUGCCACCCGCUGACGAGGUCCUGGCUUCUGGAAGAAUGUGCUACGCCACCGGCUGGGGUGACGAAACUGGGAACUCAUUGGCUCCGAAAGUCGCAGAAUCGCUCAACCAGGUGGCACUCCCCAUCAUUCCCUUUGAGAUCUGCAAGAGGGUGGACUACUGGUGGUUUCAAGUGAAGAGGUCCAUGACCUGUGCUGGCUACACCCUGCCUGAUGAGCUGAAAUCUGUCUGUCAGGGUGACUCUGGAGGUCCUUUUGUUUGCCAGUCCAAUAACAGUCUAUGGGAGGUCCACGGCAUCACCAGCUUUGGCCCCAUAGGGUGCAUCAUGAACAAGAAGCCAAGCGUCUUCACCCGUACUUCAGCCUACCACAACUGGAUGGAGCAGAUCAUCAAGAAGAACAUCUACGAUCUAAAAUCGUCCGGUUGUGGGGGUGCCAAGGAUCUUGAUGGCUCAUCAGGCAGCAUCGCCUCCAUGGGGCACCCUCUCUACUACAGCAACAAAGGCAGCUGCACGUGGCACAUCCGAGUCCCGACUGGCAAGCUGGUCCACUUGCAGUUCAGUAACUUUUCCCUGGAGGACAGCAUGAUGUGCGUCAACGAUCGGCUCUCCAUCUCUGAUGGCAUCGGCACCCUGGGAGUCCACUGCAGAAACAGCAAGCCAGCGGAUGUGAUCAGUAUUGGGAACCUCUUGACCGUCACCUUCAAUUCCAAUGACAAGAUUGUCGACACAGGAUUUCUGGCUCUCUGGAAGGCAGUGGACCCAUCAGCUGUUCCCAAUAUAGCUGGCUGUGGUGGCUUCUUCACUAGCAGUCAAGGAGAGUUCAUGUCACCAGGCUGGCCCAAUGGCACGUAUCCCACCAACAAGAUCUGCACCUGGCACAUUUCUAGGGACCCAGCUGAGACGAUUCACGUCACGUUUACGGACUUCGAGCUCCAGGGGGCCAACCUAAAUGGCGAUUGUGUGGACUAUGUGGAUGUGUACGAUGGAGAUGGUGAAAAUGCCCAAAAGUUAGGUCACUUUUGUGGACUUACGAUCCCUCCUGCUCUGUCAUCAAAGAACGGCACCAUGGUGAUCCGCUUCUUCAGUGGAAGUAAUGGAGUGAAGAAAGGCUUCCGAGGAUCCUGGACAACAAACCUGCAACCCAAAGCAAUGCAGCCUUGGGAUUCAAUUUCAAUCGACUGGCCAAAGGACUGUGGCAUCCCUCAUGUCCCUCCCUCCACCUCAGCAUUGAAGAUCGUGAAUGGUGAAGAGGCCAUCCCAAACUCCUGGCCCUGGCAGGCCUCACUGCAGAUCCGUCUUUUGCCCAUUUUCCCUGUCCAGCACUCCUGCGCCGGCUCCCUCAUUCAUGAAGAAUGGCUUCUCACAGCUGCCCACUGCUUUGCCCAGAUGCCAAACACCAAAUUGUGGCGAGUCUGUCUGGGGAAGCACAACAUGACAGCGCUGGAGCCCACCGAGCAGUGUGUGGGCAUUGAUGCGGUCAUUCGUCACGAGAAUUUCCUCUAUCCUGACUUCAAGGACAUGGCCAACGACAUCGCUCUGGUUCAUUUCAGCUCAAAAGUGAACAUGACUCAAGAAAUCAGUCCCAUCUGUCUGCCAAGUGCCACAGCUUCUCUGCAAGAAGGCGAAAUGUGUUAUGCGACCGGCUGGGGUGAUGAAAAAGGUUCCACGUUCCUGUAUGUAUCCAAGACGCUGAACCAAGCUGCAUUACCCAUAAUUCCCUACGACACUUGCAGUAAGCCGGAAUACUGGGGGGACAAGGUACAUCCAUCCAUGAUCUGCGCUGGCUACGAAUCACCAGAUGAGCUCAAGUCGAUCUGCCAGGGUGACUCAGGAGGACCUUUGGCCUGCCCAUCGUCGUUUAACAGGAAACUGUGGGAAGUCCAAGGAAUAUCCAGCUUCACUGAAAACGGUUGUUUGGUGGAGAAAAAACCUUCUGUCUUCACCAGGGUCUCCUUUUAUAUUGACUGGAUAGAAGACAACAUUAAGAAAUUCAUCUACAAUAAAACCGCAUCCUCAUAACGCUGAAUGACACUCAUCUGGUUUGACGGUGGACGGCUUGAUCCAAGAGCGCCACCCAACAGAAGCCAGCGGAUUGAAUGAUGCAUCCUAGUGGAGCUGAAAAUCCAGAUUACCCAGAGACUCUCAGCAUGUGCUAGGAAGUCCACCAACACCGAUGCCAGGGGACUAUGGGAAACACGGU